Molecule: messenger RNA, 2001 nt
Organism: Saccostrea cuccullata (small rock oyster)
Lineage: Eukaryota; Metazoa; Mollusca; Bivalvia; Ostreida; Ostreidae
Product: SH3 domain-binding protein 5-like
Exons: 13
Coding region: 57-1880 (607 amino acids)
Biological process (GO): negative regulation of protein tyrosine kinase activity; intracellular signal transduction
Cellular component (GO): cytoplasm
Molecular function (GO): protein binding; protein kinase inhibitor activity
Source: RefSeq, a predicted model, not a curated record
AAUUGAUUGUUGUUACCGAUGUAAACAAACGAAAAUCAACUUUUAUCAAGUAAAUCAUGAAGAGCGAAUCAGACGAAAUAGAGAAAGAAGACUUAGGAAAAUAUGCUGACUUGUUUUCGUUCGAUGUGGUCAAACCUGUGAGGCUAUCUCUUCAUUUGAUUGUAAAAAGACACCUUCCUCCAGAGGUCAAAGACAGUAGCCAUGAAAAGAUUCUGGAAGCUCUUCAGAAAAUUACCCACCUGCGACUAGACAGGGAAAAUAUUUCAGAUAUUGAUGGAUUAGAGUUACUGAGCGAUAAAGUCACCAAUAUUUACUUACAACAUAAUCAAAUAAGAAGGAUAGAGAACCUGGAAUGUCUAAGAAAUCUGAAGUUUUUGACUCUGUCUGGUAACCAGAUCCAAUGUGUGGAAAACCUGAGACAUCUAGAAAAGCUGUACUUCCUGGACCUGUCCUUCAAUCAGGUCAAGGACUUUGACAUAGAUGAAUUUCCACAGAGUUUAAUCAUUCUGAAUUUAAAAGGGAAUCCCUGCACAACCCACCCAGAUCACAGAGGACGAAUCAUCCAGGACUUACCAAAACUGAAGCAGCUGGAUGAAGUAGAAAUCAGCAGGGAAGAAAAGCUGGAGGCGGGAUUUAAAACUGAGAGGGAAGAGAAGGAAGAUGAAGAGGAGGAGGAAGACAGCCUAGAGGAAGAUUCAGGGAGGUCAAAAGACAUUGCUCAGCUGACCACCUCUACUCUGUUGAGGUCCCAACAAAGACUGGAACUGGACCUGUUGAAUCAGACGAGCGCAGACAUCAAUAAAUUAGAGAACGAACUGGAUGAAGCCAGAUGUAACUAUAAACUCACGUUCACGGAGGCCUCCCAGCGAUUGGCUCAAGCUGCUGAGAAGAAAAGAAAGAAUAUUCAGAGAGCGCGUGCGUACUUCGAGCUAAAAGAGGAAGCUAAAAAGACACAGGGGGAGUCGCUUAAGGCUGCCCGUCAGUACCAGUCCGCCAUUAGUGUUUACCGCGCUGCCAAGGAAACAGUGACGCUGGCGGAAGAACGUCUCUUGCAGAAGGGGGAGGGUACUCUAUCAGCUGCCUGGCAAGAAAUGAUGAACCACGCCACUAUGCGGGUGAUGGAGGCUGAGCGGGAGAAGCGGGAGAGUGAGGAGCGCCAUCUACUGGCCACGUCACGAUGUGCUCAGUGUGAAAACAGACUAAAGCAACUAGAAAAGAAGUUCAAAAAGUCUAUUAUUAAAGCAGGCCCAUACUUCGAAGUCAAACAUGAACUGGACUUAAAACUACAACACCAGAAACAGAAUGUAACGGACCUACAGUCCGCCAUUAAAGAAACAAAAUCUAAGUACUCCUCGGCGCUCAACAAUCUCGAGAGGAUCUCGGAGGAGAUUCAUCAAAGCAGACGAGACAAAAUCAUGCUCAUGUUUCCAAGACAACCAGGAGUGGGAGCGGAAUCCGGAAGUAGUUUAGCUUCGGCUGUUCCCGACAUAGAUCUCGACGAAGCGGCAUUUGAAAACCUCUCUGACGUCAACGACUCUAUCUUCGAAGAUGAUGAAGAUCAGGUUGAUCAAGGCCUUUCCUUCAAGUGUUCUCCUGAUCAAGAUUGUGAAACUGAUAAACAAGAAAAUGAUUCACCAAACCCGACUUAUACAAAAACGGACAAUCAGAUGCAAAACGACAAGAAAGUAGGCGUGGAAGUUUCACAAUCGAAUGGCGACCACGCGAGAGAUAGUGCUCAAGAACAAUACAAAACUGAUGAGAAAAUGGACACUGAAUUAGCAAAUAAAAUACCGAGUGACAACAUUCCGGCAAAUAUUGAACAUUCGGGCUCAGAUACAAAGGUGUCCUCCAAUAAUAAUAUAGAGGAAAUAACAAGCUGAAACAAACAAAGUCUGUUUUUAUUAGUUUUAUUUUUUAAAUUUAAUGUUGUGAACUUUUGAGAAUUUCAUGCAUAAUUUGUACUCGGUUCCUCAGUGCAUGUAGAUGCAUUUAUUUCCUAGA